CCGGUCAUGGCUAUUUGCUACAUUAUCCCGGGACAUUCUCAUGGAGGUAUAUGAUUUAAAAUUUUCGGCACGCAUUUGGGAGUCUCUUGAAACACGAUUUAUGUCUGCUUGUUUGGCUCGGUCUAUUGAGCUUAAACGCCAGUUAUCUCAUAUUAAGAAGAAGGAGUCCCAAACGAUUGACCAAUAUUUAUUGGAAGUUAAACUGCUGGCCGAUAAUCUAAAUUCUAUUAAUUCACCCGUAAGCAACCGUGAUGUCAUUGAAUAUACCAUUAAUGGUUUGGGGCCAGAUUAUGAGUCUUUAAUCAGUAUUAUUUCCUACAUUCCGGGUAAUGCCACUAUUGAAUCCCUGCGGCCUGUUCUUCUUGCCCAAGAGCAAAGGAAUCAGUUUCUACGUUCUCAAGACCCAGCUCCAGCCCAUCAGGCCUUUGCGGCUGCUCCAGCAGUCCCAGCGGGUCAGAAUCGCGGGGGUGCAGCACCUGCUGCUCGUGGGCAGGGAGGCCGAGCUCCAGCAGGGCGUGGUUAUCGCGGUGGCCGUGGCCGCGGGCAGCGUGGCAGGGGCCGCGGGUAUGGUGUUCAGUUUCAACAACAGCAACCAGCAUAUGGGCAUCAGCAGGCUCCUCUUCUGCCGUUACCAAACAUUGGUCAGUACGGACCUCUUCGGGGACAGGCUCCAGCUGGUAAUCCAGGUUCGGUGUUAUGUAAUCUUAAGUCUGGUUAUUCGUACUUAAAUCACAUCUAUACUUGUGGUACUAAUAAUGUCAGUGCAGGUUUUCCAUCUGGGGAUAAUAGUCAUUUUCCACAACCUCCAGUUAUCUGCCAAAUAUGUUUCUCACCAGGUCAUUCUACACUCACAUGUCCCCGAUUUGUUGGUUCAUCUGCACCGGCCCUCGCUGCUCUUCCUUCUGGUGAAUCAAAUUCAGUCGUGUGGUACCCAGAUUCUGGGGCGUCAGCUCACAUGACCCCUCAUGAAGGACAAUCAGACGGGGGCGCAUCUUCUUCAGGCUUCCAAUAAAGACCAUCUCUACCCAUUCCAUGCCUUUCGAGCCACUCUCACUCCUGGACCUACUUGGCACAAACGUUUGGGACACUGUGGUGAUAAAGUUUUACAAUGUCUUCGGCAAAAUAAUUUUAUUUCUAUUUCUAGUAAUUUUAGUCACAAUUGUGUUUCUUGUAAGUUGGGUAAAUCCCACAGACUUCCGUUUCAUGAUGUUGUUCACUCUUGCACUGCACCUUUGCAACUUAUUCAUUCAGAUGUUUGGCAAUCGCCAGUUCUUUCAAAUCUAGGUUUUAAAUAUUAUGUUUGUUUUAUUGAUGAUUUUUCACGCUACACUUGGAUUUAUCCUAUGCGUCGUAAGUCUGAGGUUUUUAUUCACUUCUGUAAUUUUCAAGUUCUUGUUGAAAAUCUUUUUGAUAGGAAGAUCAAAGUUUUUCAGAGUGAUGGUGGUGGCGAGUUUGAUAAUGCUGUCUUCAAUAAUCGUUUUUUGAAAUCUGGAAUUUUAUUUCGAAAAUCUUGUCCCGAUACUCCAGCCCAAAAUGGAGUUGCUGAACGUAAGCAUAGGCAUUUACUGGAGUUAACUAGGACCAUGUUAAUAGAGGCGUCUAUACCGCCUACUUUUUGGGUUGAUGCGCUAUAUACCGCCACUUACAUUAUUAAUCGUCUACCAACACCACUCUUGAAUAAUAAAACUCCUUUUGAAAAGCUUUUUAACAAACCUCCAGA
Messenger RNA from Cuscuta epithymum, 1720 nucleotides. NCBI's taxonomy places the organism in Eukaryota, Viridiplantae, Streptophyta, Magnoliopsida, Solanales, Convolvulaceae. The record is from the annotation of a GenBank genome assembly.